AUGGUGGGGAUUACGCAGAGGAGAACCGGAGAGCAUGUAAACACAAAUGGAGUUUGGGAUUUAUUGCAAAAUAUGGAAAAGAUGACCGUCUUGUCUUUGUGUUUUCUCUUGUGCGCAGAUCUACUGGAUUUAGCCGUUGGAUAUCUGACUGUAACCAUAGAGCCCCUACCGCCUGUAGUUGUGGGAGAGACAGUGACAUUGAAGUGCAACUUCAAGACUGAUGGCAGACUGCGAGAGAUCGUUUGGUACAGGGUUACAGAUGGGGGCACAAUUAAGCAGAAAAUCUUUACAUAUGAUGCCAUGUUUAGUACCAAUUAUUCUCACCUGGAGGACUACCGCAGACGGGAGGACCUUGUGUAUCAAUCAACAGUCCGGCUGCCAGAGGUUCGGAUCUCAGACAACGGACCUUACGAGUGCCAUGUGGGUAUUUAUGACCGGGCCACCCGUGAGAAAGUGGUGCUGGCUUCAGGGAAUGUCUUUCUCACAGUCAUGUCCCCUCCCAACAACAUCUCUGUGGUGGCUGAAAACACUCCAGCGCCGUUCAGCCGCUACCAGGCACAGAACUUCACUCUGGUCUGCACUGCCAAAGGAGGAAAACCUGCUCCAUCAGUGUAUUUUAAGCGAGAUGGGGAGUUAAUAGAGGUGAUAUCUUAUGUGCAGCCCACUGCUGGGGAUGAAGGUGGAGCUUCAGCAGGAGUCCGUGGAGCUAGGCCACUUAUCAGCAGGGACUUGGAUGACACCAAGCUACAGAAGUAUCUCUCUCUGCUGGGGCCUGACGGCAGGCCUGGCCGUCUUUACACAGAGACCCCCGGCCACAGCUACAACACACCAGGCCAGCAAGGCUCUGAGCCCAGCCCAGCCACAGAAGUCAUACCGGAGACAGUGGUGAGCCGGGAGUUCCCUCGCUGGGUGCAGAGCACUGACCCGCUGUACUACUUCAGUAACACACACAUCCCUCAGAGUGAUGGUUCUGUGCUGGUGCAAGCUAAGCUCACCUGGACCCUCAAUCCCCAGCUGGAUAAUGAUGCUCUGUUCAGUUGUGAGGUCAAACACCCAGCCCUGUCAAUGCCUAUGCAGACCGAGGUCACGCUAGCGGCUCCUAAAGGCCCCAAGCUGUUCAUGACCCCUGCCAGGGCAAAGGUAGGGGAUACGGUGCGCAUCACUGUUCAAGGAUUCCAGGUAGGAUCUCCAGGGAAUGAGGUCUUUCCUGAGCCUCUCUUCACCUGGACACGAGUGGGCGGUCGCUUGUUGGACGGCAGCACCGAAAGGGAUGGGAAGGAGCUGGUGUUGGAGCGAGUGCCUGCUGAGCUCAAUGGCUCCAUGUACCGUUGCACUGCCCAGAACCCCCUGGGCUCUACUGACACACACACGCGCCUCAUCGUCUUUGAAAACCCAAGCAUGAUGAAAAACAAACAGAGUCAAAACAGUGGAGCUGCUCGUUUGGAUGUGCUUGGACUGACAUGGCUGGCUCUGAUCCUCACAGUGACUGCAGAGCUCACGUGA
Chanos chanos (milkfish) is the source of this 1503-nucleotide messenger RNA. RefSeq names its product immunoglobin superfamily, member 21a (gene igsf21a). Bases 1 to 1503 code for a protein of 500 amino acids. Gene Ontology annotation, biological process: heterophilic cell-cell adhesion; homophilic cell-cell adhesion. Lineage: Eukaryota; Metazoa; Chordata; Actinopteri; Gonorynchiformes; Chanidae. Gene Ontology annotation, cellular component: adherens junction. The record is from RefSeq and is a predicted model, not a curated record. The transcript is spliced from 10 exons.